Toxotes jaculatrix (banded archerfish) is the source of this 3091-nucleotide messenger RNA. It is a transcript of the gene dusp16, whose product is annotated as dual specificity phosphatase 16. Gene Ontology annotation, biological process: negative regulation of MAPK cascade; protein dephosphorylation. Lineage: Eukaryota; Metazoa; Chordata; Actinopteri; Toxotidae. Bases 912 to 2867 code for a protein of 651 amino acids. Gene Ontology annotation, cellular component: cytoplasm; nucleus. The transcript has 8 exons. The record is from RefSeq and is a predicted model, not a curated record. Gene Ontology annotation, molecular function: protein tyrosine/threonine phosphatase activity; MAP kinase tyrosine/serine/threonine phosphatase activity.
GACCUCAUCGCUUAUGGCAGCGGGAGGACCGAGGAUCCUCUUCUGUCUUUGGUGCAACUUUACCGCGUCUGCUUUCUCUUUUCCGAAGCCCAAUCCUCACCGGUACAUCAGGUCAGACCCCGUCUGAGAACCGGCCCGGCCUGUCGAGGUGCUGUCUGGACUUUGACGUCGAGUUUUCAAACGUCUCGGCUCAUUGAGGAAGUCGGCGUUCAGCUCUGAGAAUUGAUGGGUUUGUUUUUCACAGUGAGCGGAUUUAAAGGUCAGUGUGAUAACUGAAACGUUUCAGAGUCAGCGUGUAAACAUGAGAGUGAUGGAGAUCAGCUGUGGCGUGUUGCUGUACGUGAUGUUCAGAGUCUGAAACCGCUUCAGCAUGAAGACCAGGAUCGAGGUUCAGAGUGAUGUCAUCAGUCCUCAGUCCAGGAGAAAAGAUGGCUUUUGUUUCACACCUGCUGUGGUGUGAAUGAGACCUGCCCCCUCCCCCCCCUCGGCCUGCUCCCCCCCACACACACACAAAGACUCAACACACAACAAAAACACACACUUUAGCUCCCGCUCACACACUCGCUCUGCACAGAUAGUUAGUGGGGGUUUGGCUUUUCUGCCUUUCAGAGCAAAGUGAGGCCUCCCUCCCUCCCUCCCUCCCUUCCUCUUGCUCUCUCUCUCCCCCCCCUUCCUCCUGCUCUCUCUCGUCCCCCCCUCUCUCUCUGCCCCCCCCUCCCCCUCUCACAUCAGGAUGACAUCAUACCGGGCCGACACAAUGGAGCUCUUCAUCCUCUGAGGUUCCUCGCCAGGCUGUGUCACUGAGCUGGACCGCCGGCCCGGGACGCCCAGGAGGAGGAGGGGGAGGGGGAGUACGAGUAGAGCGGUGGGGGGGUGGGGGGGUGGGAGGGGAAGAGGAGAAGGGGUUGGAGAUGUCAGAGCAUCCAGGGUCCAGGUCUGGGUCCGGGAUGCUGAGGCCUGGAGCGGUGCGGCCCAUCGGGGCUGAGGCUCUGGUGGCCCUGCUGGAGGGGGGGCUGGACCGGGUGGUGCUGAUCGACAGCCGGCCCUUCGUGGACUACAACUCCUCGCACAUCCUGGAGGCGGUGAACGUGAACUGCUCCAAGCUGAUGAAGAGGAGGCUGCAGCAGGACAAAGUCCAGAUCGCCGAGCUGCUGCAGCACUCGGCCAAGAAGAAGCUGGAGCUGCAGGGCGGUCAGGAGGUCGUCGUGUACGAUCAGAGUUCCUCGGACCCGGCUGCUCUCAGCUCCGAGUCUUUCCUCAGCGUCCUGUUGGUGAAGCUGGAGAGGAGUUUCCCCUCCGUCCACCUGCUCUCAGGUGGUUUCUCAGAGUUCUCCCACCUGUUCCCUGGUCUGUGUGAGGGCAAGUCCACGCUGGUUCCCUCCUGUAUCUCUCAGCCCUGUCUGCCCGUCACCAACAUCGGACCCACUCGCAUCCUGCCUCACCUGUACCUGGGCUGCCAGAGGGACGUCCUCAACAAGGAUCUGAUGCAGCAGAAUGAAAUCGCCUACGUCCUGAACGCCAGUAACACCUGCCCCAAACCCGACUUCAUCCCAGACUCUCACUUCCUGAGAGUUCCCGUCAAUGACUCCUUCUGUGAGAAGAUCCUGCCCUGGUUGGACAGAUCGGUGGAGUUCAUAGAGAAGGCCAAAGCGUCCAACGCCCGGGUCCUGGUUCACUGUCUGGCUGGGAUCUCUCGUUCGGCCACCAUCGCCAUCGCCUACAUCAUGAAGAGGAUGGACAUGUCGCUGGAUGAGGCGUACAGGUUCGUGAAGGAAAAGAGGCCGACCAUCUCUCCGAACUUCAACUUCCUGGGUCAGCUGCUGGACUUCGAGAGGAAGAUCAAAGGUCCUCACGGUACAGAAACUAAACUAAAGUCCCUCCAUCAUCAGGAGCCCAGCGGGGAGGCCCCCUCUCAGCCUGAGGACCUGGAGCCCCCGGCCUGUCCGGAGGCCCCUGUGGGCCCCGGCCUGGCCCUGCUGGAGCCCCUCACCCUGCCCUGUGUUUUAGCCGACGCCCCUGAGGAGCGUCUGCUGGCUCAGGCUCUGAGCAGCCUGCAGCUUCCUGAUGGACCUGAAGACAACGCCCGGCUGAAGCGCUCCUUCUCUCUGGACAUCAAGUCGUUCGGCGAGCCGGGCGGAGCUUCUGCUCACCGAGUGUUCGUCCCACACGGUGGAUCAGGAGACGCCGCCGACUUCUACAAACCCUCUGCCUUCAAAGAGCCGACCAGUAAACCCUGCCAGUUCUCACCGGUGCAGGAGGUUUCAGAGCAGUCCACUCCAGAGCAGAGCCCCGACAAGGAGGAGGCCGAGGGACCGGAGCGAGUGGCGCCGCCGUCCUCCUGUGGCUUCGCCAAACCUCCACCCGCUGCUCCGAACUGUUCCCAGCAGCUGCACCGCAGCGGCAGCAUGGAGGAGAACGCCACCAGCUUCCUGUUCGGCCUUUCCCGCAGCCAGCAACACCUGGCCAAACCGGGAUCUGGCGGCGCCCUGAAAGGCUGGCACUCAGACAUCCUGCUGGGCCCCGUCGUCUCCACCUCCUCCCUGGCCGGCGGCUGGUACCUCUCCUCCGACUCCACACGUUUCUACUCCACCUCCAUUUUGAGCGGUGGCGGCGGAGGCUUCACGGCGUACAGCUGCAGUCAUGGCCUGGAGGCGGUACGGCGGCGCAGCCGGCAGAGGACGGGCGACCGCGGAGACUCGAGGAGGAGCUGGCACGAAGAGAGCAGCUUCGAGAAGCAGCUGAAACGACGGAGCUGUCAGAUGGAGUUUGGAGACGGGAUGACGGACAGCAGGUCCAGAGAGGAGAUGGGGAAGAUGGGAAGUCAGUCGAGCUUCUCUGGCAGCAUGGAGAUCAUCGAGGUCUCCUGAAACUGAUCCUGAGACAGGUUUUCAGAAAUCUCACACUCAGUCCAGGUGAGUCCGACUGACGCAGCUUCGACUCCGUUGACGUCACAUGGUCCAACAGCCUUCAGAGUUGUGGGGAGUAACGCGCAACACACAUCGGCAGCAUCACACAGCAGGUGUGUCGCACGGACGGAAGAAACAGGAAACAGUAAAGACGUGAGCUCAGUGUUUUACAGCUGCCACAUUCA